UCUUCAUCUCUUAAUCCAUCCCAGUCCACGUCUCCUGCACGCUGCGUGUUAAUUUGCUUGCCAUAUGUAACUCCUGACGAAAAGGACAAGGGCUCGGCGGACUUUCGGCUUCACUGCGAUUAAUGUCAGGCUUGCAAAGGACAGGUAUCCAUCCAUCUGUCCUGUUUCUGUUGCCCCUCUCCCUCUCUUUUUAAUUUCGAUACGUCGAUCACGGAUAUUCCUACGACUCCAUUUCUCCCUUCCCCUUCCCAACGCUUCCACAUCUCGGAUUACGUUCGAAGCCGCUAUCGGCCCCCCCGGACCGACAAUUGCACGUCUGCAGGUCCCCAUGACCAGACAAACGGUCUGGGAUCAAUAAUUGGUUCCUUGACUGUGGAGGAAAUUCAUUUUGCUGGACGGGGCGCAAUAAUCUGGUCAAUUCCGCUGGCGCGAAUGGGUGUCCUGGGAGAAGACCAGGCCGAGUACGAGAACGAGAACAAUUUAUGUAGAAAAUCCCACAAGGUUGGAAAGAGGGAAAGGGAAUAUAAAAGAAAAAGGACACUCGUUUCGAACCUAUGAAUAAUGACCUCAGCUUCGACUGUUAUGCCCGAUCGUCCUACCGACCAGUUUCCUACCUCUUGCGGAGAGCCUUCUCUGUCGUACACACAACCGUCUACACCUGUUGUCUCUGGAACAAACACUGCAACUGAAAAGGAGGAUGUAAUACAUCAUGGAGGUGAGUUAAGGGCUGCGGGUAACGGCGACGCGGGCCAGCAGACAGAGGAACUCGACGACUUUGGUCUUCCGAUUCGAUUACACCCUCGACACUUGCGGCAGGAAAGUUAUGCCUCUGGUGAUACGGAAGUUUUCCACGAUGUCCCGGAGGAAAUUUCGGCGAAUGGCAAUGGGGAUGGCUACAAAGAAGGACCAAAUAAGCAAGAAGGGCCACAUACCGAUUUAAACGGAGAGGAACAGAGGUUGCAAGAGCAUCCGGUUCCAAAUCAGACACAGAUUACAGGGAAUGGAAACGGGAGAGAAGAAAAGGCAGAAGACACACGGCAGGAAGCAUCAGCUGUUCCCUCUGCAGCGGUUGCGUCGCAUGACAAUGAGCAUUCUUCCUCGAGAGAUGCAGUUGCUUCGAUGACUCACGAAGAGCCUAGUAGUACGGUUAAGGAACUUCAAGAUCUAUAUGGUCGAGAUCCAACAGAACAACCGGACACAAAUGCCCAUCAUCACGCGACCGAAAAUCACUCGUCCCACACCAAGGAUAAACAUCUCAGAGCCUCCGAAUACUCUCACCAACGGCUUACCGAGCCCCAUUAUCCAGAUUCUGAAGAUGAAGAUGAAGAAAGUGAUGAUGGAUGGCGGGAUAUGCCUGCACUAGGCGAGCUUGAUGUUUACGAUGAUUUCGGGCAUUUGGUUGCUAAAGGGUCUAAGGAGGAGGAGGAUGAAGAAGCAGUAUAUAGAGGACUAGGGGGCGCAGGAAACGGGUAUACUCGGGUUCAAUUGGAUGAAGAUGCCAAAUCGUCGACAAGUCUGGAUGAAGACACAAGCUAUCUUUUCAAGGAAGCGCAGAGCAACUCGAUCGGGUUAGAAGAAGAGCUUCGUGAUGCGACCAGUCAGCUCCAGGCCACCAAAAACCUUCUCACCGAGAGCCAACGGAUAGCGUAUGUUGGUAUGGUCAGGCUAACUAUAUUUCGAAUGGCAUAUGAACUGGAAAGGAUGCCGUCGACAAAGGGUUCGCUCAAAACGGUUCAAAAGGCCGUGGAUGCUAUUAAAAAAUGGGGUCAAAUGGUGAUGGCGAGAAUCUACGUUCAUAUGGAUAUAAACCCUGCUGAACAGAUAAUGAUUGAGCAGUUGGCUGAACACGGUGUGGAUCCGGCAGAUCUCGUUCGACCGCUAAUGCAGAACGCUCGAGUCAAAAAUCCUUUAGCGAAGGACAUCAGCACGCCUCGGGAAUCCAUCUCUUCAGUCAAUUCUCCCAACCCGAGCGCCAACCGAAGCAGUCUAUCCACCGAGGCAGACCAGGCGUCUGAGCCAGCGUCUCCUCCGCCUUACGAAGCUCAUGAAAGUGGGUAUGUCCCGGAAGUUCAUACCCAGGAUCAUCUACCAACUUCGAAGAACAUCGAUAUCGACCUUAGAUGGACUGUACUCUGCGAUCUUUUCCUUGUCCUCAUUGCUGAUUCAGCGUAUGAUUCUCGUUCACGAACCUUGCUUACAAGAAUCGGUGAGAUCAUGGAAGUCUCACGGUUGCAAAUUUGCCGUUUCGAGAAGCGAGUUAUGGAUGCUCUUGAGAUGCAGGAAGCUACAUCUACAGAAACGUGGGAUGAAUCUGAGCAUAUGGAGAAGCGUCGUAAGAUGGCGCUGAAGAAAAGGUGCAUGAUCAUGGGCCUUGCCACAGUCGGUGGUGGUGUAGUUAUUGGGCUUUCAGCUGGACUACUUGCACCGGUCAUAGGGGCUGGGCUUGCGGCUGGUUUCACCACCAUUGGUAUUUCGGGAACCGGCGCUUUUCUGGGAGGAGCUGGGGGCACGGCUCUGAUUGCCUCUGGUGCCACCUUGACAGGCGGUACAAUCGGGCUGAGAGCUUCAAACAGGCGUACGGGCGCAGUGCGGACUUUUGAGUAUCGCCCUUUACACAAUAACAAGAGGUUCAACCUUAUUAUCACUGUGUCCGGCUGGAUGGCAGGCGGUGUUGAUGACGUUCGAUUACCAUUCAGCACAGUAGACCCCGUCGUGGGCGAUAUCUACUCGAUUUUGUGGGAACCGGAGAUGCUCCAGAGCAUGGGUGAUACAAUUAAUAUUCUCGCUACCGAAGCUUUAACUCAAGGACUGCAGCAAGUUCUGGGGAGCACAGUUCUAGUGGCACUGAUGGCAUCUUUGCAACUGCCCUUGAUCCUUACGAAACUCUCUUACUUGAUUGAUAACCCUUGGAACGUAUCUCUAACCCGUGCAAAUGCGGCCGGGCUUAUUCUUGCCGACUCUUUGAUGGAUCAUAAUCUUGGAAAAAGGCCCGUCACGUUGCUUGGUUUCUCCCUUGGUUCGAGAUUGAUUUUCUCUUGCCUAAAAGAGCUUGCGGAUAAGCGCGCCUUUGGCCUUGUUGAGAAUGUCUAUCUUUUUGGAUCUCCAAUAGUGGCCAAUAAAGACGAAUAUAUGAAGGCUCGCAGUGUGGUCUCUGGCACCUUCGUGAACGGUUAUGCUACGAAUGACUGGAUUCUUGGUUACCUUUUCCGCGCGACGAGCGGUGGCAUUAUGCGCGUGGCAGGUCUCGCGCCAGUAGAAGGGAUCCCCCGUUUGGAAAACAUUGAUUGCACCAAUCUUGUUGAUGGCCACAUGGAUUACCGUGCAGCAAUGCCUCGACUGCUUAGGGAAGCAGGCUGGGAGGUACUAAGCGAUGAGUUUGAAGAAAUCCAAGACCCGGAUCCGGAUAACCAUGGAGAGCGGCAAAGAGAACUGAUCCGCGAGAUCGAUGCCGCUCGUAAGGAAGCAGAACUCAAGCCAGAAAAGAAGCGCUUCGGCUUAUUCAAACGAGGCAAAUUGGCAGAGAAGCAGGGCUGGGAAACGUACGAUGUUAAUAGCGAACUCAGCAACAAGCGCCAUCGUGACUCGAGCGAUAGUAACAACACGCCUGGGACUGUUCUUUUCGAUAUCGACGCUAUCAGGGCUGAGCUCGCUUCGGAGAAGAUAGAGAUUAAGCAGUUGGAAUCGACCCUUCCUCCCAUGAAAUUGGACUUGGACGCAACCCCGAACCGGUUCCCUGCUGAGCCUUCGCCCUCCAGCGCUAAACAGCAGAAGAACACCGAGGUAGUCUCACCAACGGGUAAGACAACCGAGCCCUUGGGGAACCGGUCUCUCUACGAUACACCCGCAUCAGCAGCUGGAGAUGAAGGAAUCCGGAUGUCCUUCGAUACUCCCGUUGAACCCCCACAGCGUUCAUACUCAUCGUCAUGGUUGCAGCGAACACCAGAUCCAUUUUCCGACCCCGAGCCGCUACGGCCAGCCCUUCUAUCCUCGCUAUCGACCUCGUCCACCGUGGGAGGGAGAACUGUUACGGCGAGCCCGUUAGGCGGUAUGGAUUUAGAGCGCAAUGCCUGGGCGGACGAAGGCAAGGAGGAUGAUAUCAAAAUGACUUUUGAAUGAUGAUGCAUUGUUUGGUUUAUUGUUCAUUCAUCAUGGAAUGGUGUUUGUAUGCUUGGGGAGGGGUAAGAAACAAAGCUUGCAUACGCCUUACGACUCAUUCUUAUCCACCUAUAUAUGUACACCUUGGAGAUGGGGGUUCUCGUCCUUAUUAAUACGAUAAUAAAGAGCUAUGCAGAUGUCCUGUUUCCCUCCUUUUGAUUAUAUUCUUCUUUGUAUGUAUAUAUUAGUUGGGGUUGAACUCUGGUUAGGGCACGGUUUCUUGAAGCAUCUCAACGGUCGUCAUCCCAGUACGUGAGGACAGGGAAUAAGGACUAGGUCAUAGUCAUUUUGCAGUAUUAAAAUAAGCAUUCAAUGAAGAAGG
This is a messenger RNA of Monascus purpureus, 4477 nucleotides long. NCBI's taxonomy places the organism in Eukaryota, Fungi, Ascomycota, Eurotiomycetes, Eurotiales, Aspergillaceae. The record is from the annotation of a GenBank genome assembly.